AUGGACUGGAAGAGAGCUGAAAGAAACCUGAAAUUACUAUCAGAAUUGCAGGAUAAAGAUGCCUUGAAUUCACCCGAUAUGAUGGCGCCAGCCUUGGUUGGUACGCAAGUCCCCGACAUGAAUAUGUCUUCAUCAUCGGACGAAUCAAGUGAUGAGAAACCCACUCUCCCCAAAGAAACUGGAACCACAGAGAACAGCACUACAAACUCCAUUUUACCUGGUCCAGAAUUGACACCUCAGAUACCGAACAACCAACUCGGCGAUAACUCAUUAAUACGGCAUAAUCAUACAGAACUUACUGAAUCUAUACCGAACAGUCAAGAAAUAGCAGAAGAUGUCGAAAAUCGUCACAUCAUAACGAAGGUAACUGAAUUACCUAGUGAUCAGAUCUUCUUAAACACUCAACUUCAAAGUCGAUUAGAUGAAGCAGAGGAAGAAUCUCUCUUAAAAUCAAAAUUAAUUCAUUUCAAAUAUUCUGAUCAUGUGGAAAAGACAAAAGUGUCACCUCAGAAAGUAACUAAACGUCCCAGUAAGAGGAAAUCAAAAACCAAAAAUAUUACACAACAUAGUAUUGAACAAUUUGAGAAAACGAGGGCCCAAAAUUUACUAAAGCAACUAUCAGGUAAGCAUAAGAAAGUUAGAGAUAUAAUUCGUGUACAGGCGAACACAGAUAAAACCACUUCACAAAAACGAGCCACCACAAUAAGUUCAUUAGAAUUUGACACCUAUAAUGAAUGUGAAUGGAAAUACAUCUUGGGUAUUGUAUUGCAAAAAUUUCCUGAUGCGAAAAAGCAUGAAAUGUUAGACGUUUUCAAUUACUUGUAUGGCGAUGCUAUUGAGGUACCAUCAUCAGAAAGUCUUUGGGCGAGUUCGCAAUUACCACCACACAUGAAAAGUGUCGAUCGUCAUGAAUCCAAGUUGUCCGCAACAAGUGUAAACUGUUUGCUAGCUGACGCUGGAAAUGAAAACAGAAGCCAAAUGGUAAAUGUACUAUCCCUAUCACAAGUAAUGGAUGAUAAAUCUGAAACUUCAUUUCAUAAAUAUGUAUGCCUAUCUCAAGAUGCAAAUGUCAUUGAUCCCAUAAUGAGUUCAGAUGGAGAUGAACACCCUAUUAAGGAAAAUAUAAUAGCCAUUAAUGAUGACCCAGUCAUAUCUUCCAGUGAAGCAAAUGAAAACUCAGAUAAUGAAUUAAACAUUCAUGUGCAUGAACCUAUGAAGGACGUUGAAAAAGACGAUGUUCUGAUUGUUUCUGAUAGCUGCGAUGAUGUAGAUGUGAACGACCUUAUUCAUUUAGACUAUGAUCCUGAUUUCUUAAAACCCUGUCGAGACCCACCUCACACUAUAUUAUUUGACUCUAUAUCAGUGGUAUCUGACAGCGCUGAUGAGAUAUCAGGACCAAUAAUACCGAUUGAUAUACCUGCGUCUUCAUCCUCUGACUCUGACAUGAAUGAUGAUAAUAAGAUGACGAUCAACUUUCCUUCGCAGUCUCCUACACCGGGGACCUCACCACAACAAGAUGAAAUCAUUGAUUUAACACAGGAAUCUUUCAAGGCAGUGGGACGUCUUAUUUCACCAGUAAGGCCACCAACCUUGCCCCCAACGGAACAGACUAUUCAAGUCCCAGCAACGAGAACGUCAACAAUCCUUGGUACUACUAAUUUGGAAAACCCAUCUACAAUUAUAGCGAAUUGCGGACAAACCUCAGGAGCUGAUCAGAUACGAUUUAUAAUAUCGAAAAAUGAAUUGAAACAGUAUGAAGAAAAUUGUCUGGAGAAACAAUUUCAAUACAAUAGGGACAAUAUAAUAGUAUCAGAUUCAGAAGAUGAACCUUUAAGUGGUACAGAGAAUAUUUUAUUAAAGGUACAUGCUAAUAAUAACAACGGCACGAUCUCACCUAUGAAGAGUCCCAUGAGGAAAAUUCAACAGUCGGAUAUAAUUGAAUCUCAAAGUGCACAAAAAUUAAGAGAAAGUAUGAAAGAAAUUGGGUUAAAACCAGUACGGUCCAAGACAGAAAUGAUCGAAUCUUUGAAAGCUGCCUCUCGAAUGACAGAUAAUGAAGAAUUUGAAAAGAUAAAUAAAGCUUCCAUUUUUGCACAUUUAACUGAAUUGAUAGAAACGGAUGCAACUCUGCUGGAAAGAAUUUACUGUUUUGAAGCAAUCCCCGUUGAUCAUCUCCUCAAAAGAUUGACUGAGUUGGAUCCCUUUAUUGAUCAUCUGGAUAAGAUGACCAUCAAGGAAUGGGCAGACUCGCAAGGUAUUUGUCUGAGGAAUGGAUAG
This is a messenger RNA of Naumovozyma castellii, 2277 nucleotides long. RefSeq names its product Slx4p (gene SLX4). NCBI's taxonomy places the organism in Eukaryota, Fungi, Ascomycota, Saccharomycetes, Saccharomycetales, Saccharomycetaceae. The transcript has a single exon. Bases 1 to 2277 code for a protein of 758 amino acids. The record is from RefSeq and is a predicted model, not a curated record.